Lethenteron reissneri (Far Eastern brook lamprey) is the source of this 3559-nucleotide messenger RNA. Its product is annotated as BTB/POZ domain-containing protein KCTD8-like. Gene Ontology annotation, molecular function: protein binding. NCBI's taxonomy places the organism in Eukaryota, Metazoa, Chordata, Hyperoartia, Petromyzontiformes, Petromyzontidae. Gene Ontology annotation, biological process: protein homooligomerization; regulation of G protein-coupled receptor signaling pathway. Gene Ontology annotation, cellular component: signaling receptor complex. The record is from RefSeq and is a predicted model, not a curated record.
AUGACAAAGAUUCCCCGCUCCACGCCCGAUCGCCUUUGUCUCCCCAGUGCUGACAUUUACACAUUGCACUAGGUACUCAUAUCAAGGCUGUGAGUGUGUGGAAUAAUCAUUCGUUAUUAAUCACACACACACACCCAGAAAGCAAUCGUCUGCGUCUUUAGCAACGUCCGCCGCUGGCACCACGAGGUCGCUCACGCCUGGAGACGCAGCAAUAGCAGCAACAAUCACGGCGUGAAUGCGGCUGGAGGGAGAGAUGGAGCGACCGGCUUUCGUGAGCUCUCCCUCUUUCUUUUGCUCUCUCUCUCUCCCCCGCUUCUCUCCCUCCCUCCCUCCUCCUCUCUCUCGCUCGCUGACCAAUAGCGGCUUGUAGCUGCACAUCAGCCAAUUGAGUCUCUGCCCACCCCCACCCGCCACUCGUGUAGCGAGAGAGAGAGAGAAAGAGAGCGAGUUGCGUUAAACGGCUGCCGAUCUCAAUCGCGUUCACAUCAAGCCGGAGCUCGCAUUCCGCACCAGCCCUGCAGCCUUAACAUCCACCGCGCCUCCGGCCCGCGCGAAGCGGCGGUCUCUCUGCGACCCCGACACACACAUCCACCCACACACACAUCCACCCACACACAUCCACCCACACACACACACACAUCCAUCCACCCACACACAUCGACUCUCUCGCACACACGGACACACGUACGUAGCCCUCCCACAAGUCAAAAACUACGCCUGCACCAACACCACCAGCACAGCCGACGCUGCGACCGAGCACACAAGUUGCUUGACGCCGCGCGAGCAGCAAUGGCCCUACCCGACAAUGCCAACAAGCUGACCAACGGGGAGGCGACCUCAUUCGCCGAGGUCAUCGAGCUGAACGUGGGCGGCCAGGUGUACCUGACCCGCUGCGCUACGCUGGUCAGCGCCCCCGACUCGCUGCUCGGUCGCAUCUUCUGCGGCAAGCCGGGCGGCGGCGGCGGCGGCUCUCUGGGCGAGAGUCUCUCGCGGGACGGCAAGGGCCGCUACUUCAUCGACCGCGACGGCUUCCUCUUUCGCUACAUCCUCGAUUACUUGCGCGACAAUCGGCUCGUCCUACCCGAGCACUUCCCCGAGCGGAGCCGCCUCCAGCGCGAGGCGGAAUUCUUCGGUCUCCCCGAGCUGGCCCGCUCGCUGGCCCCGCGUCGCAUCAGCACGCAGAACUCCAUCACGGACGACGCGUGCGUCAGCGACUGCGACGAGAGUUCGCCGUCCAGCGAGACGACGAUCCGCGGAGGAGGCAGCAGCGGCGGCGGCGGCGGUGUCAUUGGGACGACCACGUCCCAAAGCUCCGGGCUGCAGUGUGGAGUCGCUGUCGGCAGUGGCGUUGGUGGCAUCAGCUACGAGCGUCGGCCCGGCUUCAUCACGGUGGGGUACCGCGGCUCCUACACGGUGGCGCGAGACAGCCAGGCGGCGGACGCCAAGUUUCGACGCGUGGCGCGCAUCAUGGUGUGCGGGAAGACGGCGCUGGCCAAAGAAGUGUUCGGCGAGACGCUGAACGAGAGCAGAGACCCCGACCGCCCGCCCGAGCGCUACACGUCGCGCUACUACCUGAAGUUCACCUUCCUGGAGCAGGCCUUCGAUCGCCUGGCAGAGGCCGGGUUCCACAUGGUCGCGUGCAACUCUAACGGGUCCGCGGCCUACGCCGGCGACCUGAGCGAAGACAGAAUUUGGACCAACUACACCGAAUAUGUCUUCUUCCGUGAGUGAUGAUGAUGAUCCUGAUGAUGAUGCUGCGUUGGCACGUGGACUCUGCUUACUAAACUAUCGACUCUCCCCACCCCCCUCCACAACCCACAAUCCCUUCCCACUCCAACCGCCGCCAAUCCUCACUUCUCCUCCUCCUCCUGUAAAAUGACCCACGACCGCGCACCGCUAAUGACCCGAGUUGAACUCCGAGCGCGGAUGCGUGGAACCCCGAGACUUUGUUGUGUGUCCGGCCGGCCGCGCCGACGUCUCUUCCCUCGUCUUGUGAAGACCUUUUAUUGUGUGGACUCGAACUGAUUCCCUUUUGCCCGAUCCAACCAGAUCCGAUCCGAUCCUCAUUUGUACCGCCUCGGUUCCUUGACUGCUGCUGGUGCUCCUGCCGAUGAUCGUGCUGCUGACGCUGCCUAGAUGCUUCUGACCACGUGCGUUCACGCGCCACCGCUCGCAUUUAUUAUUGACCCCUGUGCAAGUAUCUCAUCCUCCCUGUUUCACACCCCCCCCCCCCUCUUGCAUCCCCCUCCCCCCCCCCACACGUCUUGAACUUAUGUUGUCUUCUUAUCGGCUGCGGCAGCAGAGGCGUCAGGCGACAUUCAUUACGGCAUAUGCGAGCACUCCGAUUACAACUAAACAUAGUGCUGUUUGUUGCUGGUCGCUUUUGGGGCGUGUGCUCAGCAGCCGUGUGAAAUUGAAAGUCAGCCCUGUGGCAUGGCCCUGUUUUAAAAAGUGGUGCGGGGGGGGGGCGUACAACUCACGGGUAAUUCGGGGGGGGGGGGUGGAGGAGGCGACGGUCAAUGUUAGACAAGCUUUAAAACAAAUUCUCAAACGCCAAACACAAUUGGCCACGACGCGAUCCCCCAGUAAACAUUCCAACGUUGGGCCAACGUUGGGCCAACGUUGGCACGCGGUGGCUAUGCGCGCGCCCCUUCAAUCCAGCGCUGUGGAGGCAGCAGCGAGGGUAGGUGGAUCACACGCGGAUGUUGUGAAAACUCCCUUCCCCGUGGCCGUCGAGGAGUAGGAGGGAUGGAGGUGCCUCUAGCCCCCCAUGCUGGCUCGCCCAGGAGAGGGCCGUGCAGCCAGUGGAGUCUUCGCCGUCCGCUGUGCGUCUGCUCCGGGGAAGGUGAAGGCUGUUGCUGACUCCUCGCGCGCGUGGGGAGUUCUGCUCACUCCCACGAAUCUAAAGACUCGUCGAUUCAUUGGCUGAAAAGAUCUUAACAUUUAACAACAACAAAACCUUCAACAUAGCGACAGGACCCUCAUGAAAAGCAGCCUUGCGACUCAGUGUGGAUGUUAUGGAUAAAUAAGUAAACUCGAGUACUGUUAUCACGUGGUUGGGAAGCUGUGGCCCAACGUCGGCUCAACGUUGGGCUAACGUCUGAUAUUAACCAAGCUCAUUCCGCUCGUCACGCAUUCCGCUCGUGCUCUCACCUCCCCGUGCACGCGACGGGAAUGGCGACGUCUUCGGGAGGCCUCGGUGCAGCAGUGGAUUGAUCAUAGCUGCUGGCGCUGAUGGCGAUGUGACGCCAAACGGAACGAACACGAAGGGAAGACAAUGGGACCAUGCCAUGCCCUGUCGCGCAUUCUGCCCUCGCUCUCACCUGCCGCCGCCGGCGCCGUGUGUGUGUCGCGCGUAUGUGUCGCGCGUGUGUGUGUGUCGCGUGUGUGUGUGUCGCGUGUGUGUGUGUGUCGCGUGUGUGUGUGUCGCGUGUGUGUGUGUCGCGUGUGUGUGUGUGUUCCGUGUGUGUGUGCCGCGAAGGCUGUGACGGCCAGCCGCUUGUUGCCAUCAUCACUCGCGUUCACUAGCGGACCAAUGUUUUGAAUAGAAAUGGUUAGA